Molecule: messenger RNA, 753 nt
Organism: Selaginella moellendorffii
Lineage: Eukaryota; Viridiplantae; Streptophyta; Lycopodiopsida; Selaginellales; Selaginellaceae
Product: pentatricopeptide repeat-containing protein At2g45350, chloroplastic-like
Exons: 2
Coding region: 1-753 (250 amino acids)
Molecular function (GO): protein binding
Source: RefSeq, a predicted model, not a curated record
AUGAACUCUAGCCCUAUCGAUCAAACCAAAGAUUUCUUCGAUCUAAUUCCCGAGAAGAUCGUUGCAUGGAAUACGAUGCUCACAACAUAUGCCGACAAUGGGCAUCUGGAAAUGGCGAUUUCCAUGUUCGAUUCGAUGGGCCAUCAUGAUAUCGUGUCCUACACUGCCAUGGUCACUGCGUAUGGAUCGAGCGGCCAGAUAGAACACGCAAGAAUAGUGUUUGAUUCAUCACCCCAGAAAGACGUGGUUUUAUCAACUGCCAUGCUCGCAGCAUAUGCCCAUUUAGGGUUCUUGGCAGAAGCUAGCACAAUUUUCCAAUCUAUGCGAGAGCAUAAUCACGUGGAAUUCUAUGUUAGCUGCUCACGCAUUGAGCAGCACAAUCGAGAAAACGCAGUGGAUUUUCGAUUUGAUGCCGUCCCAGAUCGCGUCGUGCCCUGGAACACGAUGCUCGCGGCGCACGGAACCAGCUGCCAGGACCCCGAGAAUCUCCUGUGGGCCGCGAAUUUGCAAGGUGUGGCCCCGGAUGCCGUCUCCUUCGUCUCGAUUUUGGGGGCGUUUGGCCACACCGGGGACGUGGAUUCCGGCUGGAGCUACCUCGUGUCGAUGCGCAGCGAUUACUCGAUCCAGCCGGAGAAGCUCCACUUUGGGUGCAUGGUGGCGAGCUGGGAACUUCGAUUUCGCCCGAGAUCUCUCCUUGACAACAUGCCAUUCGUUCCAGGGAUCGAGCAAUUGAGCUGCCUGACACUGUUCUAG